This is a messenger RNA of Ctenopharyngodon idella (grass carp), 4977 nucleotides long. It is a transcript of the gene e2f7, whose product is annotated as E2F transcription factor 7. The transcript has 13 exons. Bases 1673 to 3922 code for a protein of 749 amino acids. Gene Ontology annotation, cellular component: RNA polymerase II transcription regulator complex. Lineage: Eukaryota; Metazoa; Chordata; Actinopteri; Cypriniformes; Xenocyprididae. Gene Ontology annotation, molecular function: DNA-binding transcription factor activity, RNA polymerase II-specific; RNA polymerase II cis-regulatory region sequence-specific DNA binding. Gene Ontology annotation, biological process: regulation of transcription by RNA polymerase II. The record is from RefSeq and is a predicted model, not a curated record.
UAGUUUUUAAAUAACAAUGGAAGCCAGGGGCACUUUUUAAAGGAAUAGUUCACCCAAAAAUGAAAAUUAUCCCAUAAAUUACUCGCCCUCAAGCUAUCUAUAAUGACUUUCUUCUUUCAGCCGAACACAAUUGAAGUUAUAUUAAAAAAUAUCCUGGAUAUUUCCAGCUUUAGAAUGGGAGUUUUGGAAGUGCAUCCAUCCAUCAUAAAAGUAAUCCAUACGACUCCAGGGGGUUAAUAAAAGGCCUUCUGAAGGGAAGCGAUGUGUUUUUCGAAGAAAAAUAUCCAUAUUUAAAACUUUAUAAACCAUAAUCAUGCGCUCACAAGAGUCGAGUUCAGGCGGAGGGGUGACCUCUGACCCGACAUAUGACGUCCGAUUGUGUUUGGCCGAAAGAAGAAAGUCAUAUACACCUAGGAUGGCUUGAGGGUUUUUUCAUUUUUGGGUGAACUAUAAUAUUCAGCUCUUCUGCUUGUCUGUGGAAACUCAAACUCUUUUUCUUUGCCACUUCAGCCCAUCUUCAGACGCAUUCAAUCCUCCUUAUGUCUGUCUCCAGCUUAUACUCUUUUCACACUGAUUUAUUUGACCUACAUGGCACAAUCUCAGACUCUGGUGUUUAAUAUGUGCUGUCUGUGGGUUUGCAAGUGUGCUGCUCUAAAAAAAAAAAAUUAAUUCAACUUCUUUUUCUCUCCAAUUUUGCAUAAUCAUGCAAAUGUGAUUCAUCCACUUGACUAACCGCUCACUGAAAAAUUAAAUGAACUGCGUUUAGUGGCCUCAUAUAAAUAACUAAUCUGGAUAUAUAAAUGACAGUGAAGAUGAUGUAAGGUGCACUGCACCCAAACAAACCCAAGACUUGUUUGUUUUGAGGUCAUUUUAAGAUAAUAUAUAAGACUUAUUAUAUUUUAAUGGAGAUUAUAUUAUCUUACAUGGAGCCUCACCCUGCAACUGGUACCUCAGUUACAGCCAGAUACAUGAUUUAUUUAUUUAUUAAGGCUAUUAUUAGAUAUAUUAUUCGAUCUAUUUAAUAUUCUUAUAACUAUGGCUUUGAAAGCACCCUUCUGUGGGGGUAGUUAGUGGGUGUGGGGUAUCCUCUCAUAUUACACUCCUUCCCGCGAGAAAGCCCUCAGUCGCGCCAAAAACCCCACCUGUGUCACUCACCUUUGUUCUUGCCUGAGCUUGUCAUUAAAAGCCGCCAUGAGACAUUCGGCAUUUAUAUAAUGGUAAUUAAUGAUCUGUGAUGAUUAAUUAUGUCCCUGCUGAGCCUUAAAAACUUAAGGCGCGCCUGCUAUAACCGUAGUAGCAGAUGAGAGAAGAGCGCGCCUACUGCCCCGCCAACAAACCCCCACAGGCUUGGUCACAACGACUCUCUGAUUGGCUGCAAUGGUCGCCUUGAGGAAUUUCCUCCUCGUUCAGCCAAUCACCGCCGGUUUAUUUGCAUAGCGCUGUCGUGAUUGGCUGAGAGGGUGAAGCUCUUUAGAGCGCCAGAAAACAAGCUUGAGCGGGUGAUUCAUAGUGGCCUGACCAGCGGUACGAAUGAAGUGAGAAGAUUACAAGCUCAGAUCUUCUGAUUUAGAGAGAAAAUUAUGUUCUUAUAAGGAGGAAAAAGAAGGAUCACCUUUGCGCUGGAUUUAUUUACGUUUUUAGGAUUUUUUUACACAAAGGACGGAAGUUUAAGAUGGAGAUGAAGUGUUUAACUUUAAAAGAUUUGCUUAGUGUGAGGACACUAGUGAAUAAGACAAGCUCGGAUGAUACCGGCAGCAUGAAUGACCAUAAAGAGAACAUCUGCAUGGACAGAAGGAAAACGACCCCACUGAAGUGUGACUCUGUGACGGCAGCUGUGAACGGACAUAGGAGAGUUUCCAGCCCAGAUAUCACCCAUAUAACCCCCAUUAAACACACUGAGAGGGCCCAUCCGGACCCCUGGACCCCAACAGCCAACCUGAAAAUGCUGAUCAGCGCCGCCAGCCCAGAUAUCCGCGACCGAGAGAUGAAGAAAACCCUCUUCAGACCCAUUGAAAAUGAAGAGAAAGCUGUAGAGGAGGAGGAAGAGGAAGAACUCGAUGACUCGUGUCAGUAUGAAGCUGUAGACGAUCCUGAGAGGAGACCCAGUCGCAAACAGAAGAGUUUGGGGCUUUUGUGUCAGAAAUUUCUGGCCUUGUACCCUGAUUACCCUGAAAAUUCGGAAAGCAUCAAUAUUUCUCUGGAUGAGGUGGCCACAUGCUUGGGCGUUGAGAGGCGACGUAUCUACGACAUUGUGAAUGUGCUGGAGUCUCUGAUGCUGGUGAGAAGAAUGGCGAAGAACCUGUACGUGUGGCACGGGCGCUCGCAGCUGCCGCAGACCCUGCAGGAACUUCAUCAGGCGGGCCGAGAGCAGGGCUACCAUCUGCAGAUGAACCAGAGAGAUGGAAGCAGCCCGUAUCCCGCCCACCACAUGCAAAACACACACGCGGCUUCCAGCAGACGGAAGGAUAAAUCGCUUCGCAUCAUGAGCCAGAAGUUCGUCAUGCUGUUCCUGGUGUCCAAAACACAGACCGUUACACUUGAUACGGCUGCUAAGAUUUUGAUCGAGGAGGGUCAGGAUGAGUCCAGCCACAGCAAGUAUAAAACUAAGGUACGACGCUUGUAUGAUAUCGCUAAUGUCUUGACCAGCCUGAAUCUGAUCAAGAAACUUCACGUGAGAGAAGAAAAGAGCCGUAAACCCGUCUUUAAAUGGAUCGGACCUGCCGAUUUCCACAGCAGCAGCGAUUCAGAUGAUAUGAGGGUCUCAGAAGCUCAGAUCAGUACCUCCGUCACGGGCAUCGGGGAACGACGAGAGAAGAUGACACGUCACGCCUCCUUUCAGGUCAUUCCAGCCCCUCCUGUCAAUCAAAGACUGAUAAGCUCCGCCCCCAGCACACCUCACAGACAUUCCACAGAUGAGCCGGUGGAUUACUCCAGGAAGAGUGUGAACAACAGUGCAGUGUGUCAACUGCAGUUUGGAGACAGUGGAAGCCCUGUAGUGUCUUCUACCGGACUGGCAGUGCCUCUUCAAGCUGACGUCCCGUAUGCGUCACUGCCCGUUUCAGCCCAGUUUGCUUCUCACCCAUUAGCGUACCUGUCGGGUCUGCCACAAACACCCGUGCUCAUGGUGUACAGCGGACAUGUGCCCGAGGGCAUCAACCAGAGGUCACCCGUCUCAGGCCACAGGGAGGGAAAUCCAAAGAGAGAGAGAGAGGAGGAAGAGGAAGAUGAUCAGGCAGCUAAACGAGGCAAACGCUCUACGUCCAUAGAAAGUGAAACAGGUGAGACUGAGAGUUCGAGCUCCAGUGCCAGAAGGUCUCCGAUCUGCUCUCGAGAAGGUUCCCCGUGGGACGAGGCCUCGAUUGGGCCGAUGAAUAAGGAAGACGCCAGAACAUCCAGUCCCAAAGAUGCCCUCGUGUCCUCUCAUUACCUCUAUGUUCCAAACACAGCAGGUCUGAACGGUUUGAACUUCCUCAUGCCAGCGGGACAUACACAAGGUGGUGUGCCAACUGUAGCUAUGCCGUAUUUUUUGGUGCCUUCACCGCUUAUAGCGGGUACAAUGCCCACCUCCAGCGCUGAGGGAGCUGCCAGCAGUGGUUUGAGUUUCAGCAUGCCCACCAUGUUGUCACCAGCCUCGUUUGUGAUGGCAGGAGGGGCAUUUAAUGUGGCUGAAACAUUGAGCAGCCCUGAGCAUCAUGGGCACAGAAUACCAGUGGCCACAUUCUCACCACAGGGACCACGAGUACAAGAGAGCCCUCAGCCCGCACAAACACAGACUCCUGUGACACCAAAGGAAGCAGCGCUGGGGUCCAAAUCUUUCUUUGAGACACCUGGAGCUUUUGGGUCUCUCACCACCCAAACAGCGGCACGCAAAAGAGGCUCCGCCCAGAGGAGGUUGGACAUCGGACACACCGCAGCCAAUUAAAUUAGCUGCUGCAUUUGUGUCAUUGGUUUUCAGGCUUCUGUGGUGCUACAGUGCCAAAGACAGAAACAGCAUUACACAGCAAAAUUUUACUUGAAUUAUUUCUCGUAUAUGAACAUUUCCUGUUUACUAACAUCAGAAUAAGAGGAUAACUACAGAUACUAAAGUUCCACUCAGGGUCUAUAGUGUGAUAUUGGAGAUAAUCUGUUACACGCCCUUUUGUGGCUCGAUUUGUUUUCCCCCCACACCAUUUCAGAUAGUAUUUUGGAGUUUUUUAAUAUCCUACCAGUGUAUUGCCUGAUUUUGUUUACAAUUAUUAUUUAUUAUAGUAUUUCCAGAGGCUAAAAUCAUCAAUCCAGCUCUAGCACUACGUAUUUAAAAAUGUGAAAAUGAAUUAAGUCUGGAUCAGCCUCUGAGAGUAAACCACAGAUUUGCGCAGUACUAUGUUCAUUUGCGUUUAGUAUUUCACUAAUUCCCAGGUAAAACAGUUUGUAAAAGUGCCAUAUUGAUGAAGCCGACAUGCCUUAGAAAUGUGUUUGUUACAUGAUGCCUUCGCCACUAAGAGUGAAUGAAUAGAAAAGUGUAUUUGGGGAUAAACAACAAAAUAGUGGUUGUACUUUUCUGUUUAAGUUUGAGGUGCUAAUGUCUGAAAUGAAUAGGAAACAAAGACAUACUUGAAUAACCAGUGAAUAUGAUCUGCAAUCACUGGAACAAAGUGGAAUUAUCACAGUACUGUACUCCUUAAAAACAAAGUGUGUUUAUGUGUUAAUUGUUCUUAGAGUAGUAAUAAAUUAUUUUUGGAACCGUACAGGAGUUACAUUUAGAUUUUUACACCACAGCGUGUAAUUCAUAAAGCUGUACAGUAUUUACAGUUAUUCUACUGUAACUCAUAGCAUUGCGUAUUUUUGUAUACAUGUUAAUUUUUGUCUGUCAGUGUUUAAAGCUGCACUGAUGAAUCUGUAUGGUGCUUUUGUGUUUGUCAGAUGUAUUUUCAAUCAUUUUAUGUAUGGACACAGGUGUCGUACAUGUAAUACAAAAUAAAUAUAUGCAAAAUGCAA